GCCGUAUUCAGUUUGACACAGACGACAACAUAAUGCAAAGGCAACAGAUUACUGCAGGAUACAACUAGCUUAGAUUAUCGUAGAAACCGCUGCCGACGCGCCCUGAUGAGCUCCAUGGACUGCGCCACGUUCCCGAUGCAUCCCAAAAUGGACGAGCAGCUGGCCCGGGCGUUCGCCGCCAACGAGGAGGAGGAGGAGAAGCACAUUCAGAAGGUCCAGAACGCCUUCCUUUACUAUGGGCCAUAUGCGUGCCAGCGGCUAAAGCGCUCCAUGGAUUACCUGAACAGCCUGUCUGGCGAGGAUCAAAUCAUGCUAGCCAGGUACCGAGGGCAUCUGGAGUGCGUGCGCACGUGCAUCGAUCGCAACCAGGCGGUUAUCCGUGAAAUACUGCGGGAGCGCGUCCUCUAUCCGGCGGAGGAAGCGACUGGGGAUCCUUCGGCGGACCGGUGGGAGUUUGACGAGCCGCCGCCAAAUGUGAGGCACGGUGACAUGGACCAGAUUGAUAUUCCAUUCGAUGAAGCUGACGUUGAACCUCUAAAAAUUUUAAAGGCCCAGUCGACGUUGAAGUUGAUUGCGCGCGACUGGAGCACUGAAGGAGCCUUGGAGCGGGAGCAGUCCUAUAAACCAAUCAUCGACAGCAUCGUCGAGUACUACAAGCCCAGCGAUUUCGAGCUGAAGGAGAUAAAGAUCCUGGUGCCGGGAGCGGGACUGGGACGGCUCACCUACGAGCUUGCAUGCUUGGGAUACUCGUGCGAGGGCAACGAGUUUUCCUACUUCAUGCUGAUCGCCUCCAAUUUUGUCCUCAACCUCUGCGAUUACGAGAACAAGUACGUGCUAUACCCGUGGGUGCACCAGUAUGUGAAUAACUUAAGGCGCGAGGAUCAGGUGGCCGCCGUUCGGUUUCCAGACGUCUGCCCGCUUAAAAAUCCACCCAAAGGACAUUUCGAAAUAGCAGCAGGGGACUUUCUGGAGGUCUACAAGACGCCGAACGCCUACAACUGCGUGGCCACGUGCUUCUUCAUAGAUUGUGCCAAUAACGUCAUUGACUUCAUACGCACAAUUUACAAAAUCCUCGUGCCGGGUGGUAUUUGGGUGAAUCUCGGACCGCUGCUGUACCAUUACAGCGACGUCAGCGGGCAAAACAGCAUCGAGCCGACGUUCGAGGACCUAUGCAUCAUCAUGGAAAGUGUCGGAUUCGUGAUCGAGACAUCGCGCACCGGCAUCCGAACCAAGUACGCCCAGAAUCCGUCUUCAAUGAAGCAGAGCGAGUACCAGAGCCUCUUCUGGGUUUGCCGCAAGCCGGAUACGUUUGAGGAGCAGCGGGGCAAACGCAAGGCCUCCAGGGAGCCACACGAUCUCAUUGUUCGCGAGGACAGCGAGGAGGAGGAGGAGGAGGAGCAACAGCCAGAACAGAAUGAAAUGGGACAAAAACAGCAACUAAAAACACUGGCCAUGGCCAAUGGUGAUACUGAGAUGAAGGCCCAGCCAACGUGAUGCAAAACCAAAACCAACACCACAUCUAAACACCACAAUCAAAACCAAGUGCAAACCCACCUAAAGAUGGCAUCACAUCACCAACAUCUUAACUACCACGUCACAGGCAAGACAGGGAACUCGAAUCGACACUACAUUGCUUCGAUGUUAUAGAUUAACCUUUAUACCUCUAUUUACUCCUCUAUACAGUUUUAAUUUUUCGAAAAUUGCUAAGUUUAGGAAAAUUUCGCGCUCAUUAUGCUCAUCAUGCAAACUUAAAUGUGGGAAGUGUCCCAACUAGGCCAACCAAAUAUACCAAAAGAAAAACUUAAAAAAUUUA
Molecule: messenger RNA, 1813 nt
Organism: Drosophila teissieri
Lineage: Eukaryota; Metazoa; Arthropoda; Insecta; Diptera; Drosophilidae
Product: carnosine N-methyltransferase
Exons: 6
Coding region: 106-1494 (462 amino acids)
Molecular function (GO): S-adenosylmethionine-dependent methyltransferase activity
Source: RefSeq, a predicted model, not a curated record